UCUAUUUAAGAACACAUCCAAAACUCCAGAGAGUAUACACUCCAAAGAACCAAGAAAGUAAGCAAUGGCAUCAUUUUUUUCAUGUCAUCUCAUCUUCAUCAUUUCACUUCUUCUUACUUUUACUUACGUCAAUGCAGAAGAUCCUUGGUGGAGCUUCUGCAAUGACAACAAGAAGAUAAACAGUACAAAAAUCUCAUCCAACAUUGAUCAUAUACUACCCAACUUAGUAUCUCAUACUUCAGUUCAAGGUUACACCUUUCUCUCAUCCGGUUCCGGAAAUGACCGUGUUUACGGUCUAGCUCAAUGCCGAGGAGAUGUUUUAAACACUAAAGAAUGCUCCAAGUGUAUCGAAGAAGCAUCAUUCCAAAUACGAAAAACUUGUCCCGACCAAGCUGAUGCGAGAAUUUUGUACGAAUUUUGUUUCUUACGGUACGAUACUAAUAAGUUUGUAGGAGAAUUAGAUACUUCUAAUGGUUUAAUUUACUGGAACGUCGAAAACGUUACUGGAGAGACUGCUGUUUUCGAAAAGAUACUUGGAGAUUUGACGGAUAAAGCUACCAGAGAAGCUUUGGAUCGUAGGAAUCGGAUUGGAUUCGGCAAAGGGCAAAUUAAGUUAUCGCCAUUUGAGACAUUAUAUACCCUGGUACAAUGUACAAGAGACUUGUCUAAACUAGCUUGUUCGCAAUGUCUAGCAACUGCAGUUGGAAAUUAUGCUGGGUACUGUAAGGAUAAGAAAGGAUGUCGCGCUAUAUAUAGUAGUUGUUUUGUAAGAUACGAGCUGUAUCCGAUCUUUUUCCCUGUUAGAUCCGUCAACACUACGGCUCAAAAUGUCUAUUCAAGACACUUGUCGUACCCAUAGAUGUAUGUUUGUACCCAUAGAUGCAUCUUUAUAAAAAUAUUGAAAGUUUGGAACGAAA
Papaver somniferum (opium poppy) is the source of this 917-nucleotide messenger RNA. Its product is annotated as cysteine-rich repeat secretory protein 55-like. The transcript has a single exon. NCBI's taxonomy places the organism in Eukaryota, Viridiplantae, Streptophyta, Magnoliopsida, Ranunculales, Papaveraceae. The record is from RefSeq and is a predicted model, not a curated record. Bases 65 to 859 code for a protein of 264 amino acids.